AUGAGCGAGCCGAGCGAAAACAUGUACUCUGUGUUUUGUGACGUUCAAAAGGCACCACCUAUUGAAGUGACGACUCUGUCCGAACAAUGUCAACAGGACCCAGCUGUGAAUAAAGCGAAUUUAACUCUUGGUGUUUACCGGCCUUUUAAUGGCAAACCUACCAAAAUACCGGUCGUGCGUAAAGUUGAAAUCGAAAUGGCACAGGAUCCUUCUCUUAAUAAGGAUUACUUACCCAUUACUGGACUGCCAGCUUUUUGUGCCGCUGGUAUUCGUUUGUUGUUAGGUUCUGAAAAUCCGGCGAUUAGUUCACAGUUGGUGGAUGGAGUUCAAUGCGUUGGUGGAUCCGGCGCGGUCUAUUUAGCUGCGCAGUUUUUGAAGAAAAUCCUAAAAUUUUCAACUGUUCUUAUUCCAAAACCCAGUUGGCCGAGCCACCGUGGAAUAUGUUUACAGGCUGGCUACACCAUCAUGCACUACAGAUAUUGGAAUCAAGAAAGACACUGUCUAGAUUUUUAUGGACUUCUAGAGGACAUCAAAUCAGCGCCAGACAACAGUGUGAUAAUUCUUCACGCAUGUGCCCAUAAUCCAACCGGUAUGGACUUGGCUCCAGAGCAGUGGACAGAAAUCGCGCAAAUAAUGAAGAAGAAACGUUUGUUUCCACUCUUCGACAUCGCAUACCAAGGACUCGCUUCUGGAGAUACCGAUGAGGACGCGUGGGCUAUUAGAAUGUUUCUUGAACAUGGAUUUGAAUUUUUUGCAGCACAAUCCUUCUCGAAGAACUUUGGCCUUUAUAACGAUCGUGUAGGAAAUCUUGUGUUUGCAACUAAAAACAAAGAGCUCACUGCAAACACAAAGUCACAACUUUUAAUCCUUGCACGUUACUGCUGGUCCAAUCCGCCAAAUCACGGAGCCACCAUUGUUUCGAAUGUUCUGAACGAUCCGCAGUUAUACGUUGAGUGGAAAUCGAAUCUACGGGAAAUGUCUGAUCGCAUAAUUCGCACACGGCAGCUCUUCUAUGACAAACUUACUGCCAUGGGUACUCCUGGAAACUGGGAAAAUAUCAUUAAGCAACGAGGCAUGUUUUCGUACACGGGGCUCUCGCGUAAGUACUUUAGGAUCCACUCCAGACCAUUCAUCUCACCGGUUGCUUUCUCGGCCGUCUUUUUUUGUUUGCUUAUUGUUUUAUUUUCCACAAAUUUCUCCCAUUUUUAA
This is a messenger RNA of Dibothriocephalus latus, 1209 nucleotides long. Lineage: Eukaryota; Metazoa; Platyhelminthes; Cestoda; Diphyllobothriidea; Diphyllobothriidae. The record is from the annotation of a GenBank genome assembly.